Messenger RNA from Tachyglossus aculeatus (Australian echidna), 2298 nucleotides. RefSeq names its product triggering receptor expressed on myeloid cells like 2 (gene TREML2). Gene Ontology annotation, cellular component: cell surface. Gene Ontology annotation, molecular function: signaling receptor activity. The transcript has 15 exons. Lineage: Eukaryota; Metazoa; Chordata; Mammalia; Monotremata; Tachyglossidae. The record is from RefSeq and is a predicted model, not a curated record.
AUGGCCUCGCCGGGCUGCAGCAGGCGCCCCCGGAGUUCCCUUGGCGGCCGAUGGAAGCCAAGACCGCCUGGCUGUCCAGCCGCCUCCCUUCAUCCGAUCGCCGCCAACGCCUGUGGCUCCUGGAUGCAGGAGGAAGCUCAGGAGACGCUGGGGCCCGGCCUCCCCGUCUGGGACCCCGAUGGCUGCCUUCCGGAUCAGGCAGAAUUGUUUUUGCGAACGAGGAUGCAGCUCUUACGAGAACUUUUAAUAAUCAGCUUUUGUGGGUUGGCUCUCCUGCUGCGCCCGGAGCCGGACCCCGUGCCAGAGGUGCCCGAGCCGCCCGGGGUCUGUCUAGACUGGGGCACGGCUGCCCUCUGCCGCCGCUGCCACCCCCACAGCUGCCAGGGCUACCGCUCUUACCUGUCCAGGCUCCUGAGGAUCCAGACAACCAAUGAAAUCCUCAGGCUGCAGGAGCAAGGCCUCAGUCCCAAACUCGGCAAAUCUGGGCAACUACCGGUCGAGGAAGUCCUGGCCCGCGUGAUUUACAGCCCCUUCUCCCCCAGGACCCCUAACUGGGGAAAUCCUGAAGGCCGCCUCUGUGGGAGAGGCUCGGGUGGGGCGCUCGCCCGGGCUAGUGGCUCCUCUGAGGAGCGGAAACGGUGGCUCAGCGGCUCCACACAGGUGCCAUGGACGAAAGCUAGCCCUGGGCGCCCGCCCUGAAUCGCUGCUGUGGAGACCCAGGGUGGCCAGUGGCCGGGGGUAAUCUGGACGGCCCGGAAGAGGAUGGAGCCAGGUGUCCGGUGCCCCCGGCGCUUGCUGUUCCUGCUGCUGCUGCUGCUGAUGCUCUGGGUUUCAGCCCUCCAGGAUGAGGAAGUAUACACCAAGGUGAGCCGGCGGGAGGGAGAGACGCUGACGGUCAGCUGCCCCUACCUCGUUCGGCCCAACCGGCGGGAAGGCAAGGUCUGGUGCAAAGUGAGGAGGAGAAAGUGUGACCCCAACUUCAGCAGGGCCUGGACGGCUGGCCCCCGCUACCUGCUCCAGGAUGACCCCCUGGUUGGGUUGAUUACGGUGUCCAUGAAUGGGCUACGCCUGCAGGACUCGGGGAAGUACUGGUGCAUGCGGAAUAGCUCCCGCACGCUCUACCCGCUCAAGGGCAUCCAGCUGGUGGUGUCUCACGCCCCCAGCAAGGAGUCCCGCCCCGAGACAAUGGAGUCCACCCACUGGAAUCUAGUCACCUCAAUUACAGCCAGAUCCCCCACCACGGUCAGAGCCACAGCUGCCGAGCCCCCAAACGCCCGAUCUUCAACCAUUCUGCCCGGCAGCACUAUCAGAUCGGCUCCUGCUGCUGUCCCCACCACCGCCAAGACUACCUCUCUCACCAUCGGAUCUCUGACCGUGGCCAGACACCCCACUAUCAAGUCCCUCGUCGUGGCCAGGCACCCCACCACCAGAUCUCCAUCUGAGGCCACACCUUCCACCCCGAGAUCCUCCGCCUUGGCCAGGUCCUCCCAGAUGAGAUCUCUCUCCACAGUCCGAUCCAAUCCUACCACCGUGGCCGUGUCUUUCUCCACCAGCUCUCCCUCUGUGGUCUGGUCCUUUUCCACUAGUCUUCCCACCGGGGCAAAAUCCUCUUCCACAAAGUCCCCCACCAUGGCUAGAUCCUCUCCCACCAGGUCUCCCGCUGCUGCCAGGGCACUCUCCAUUAGAUCUCCCACCACGGCCGCAGUCCUCAUCACUGGAGCGUCAACCAAAGUGAGAGUUCCUCUGGCCACACCUCCCUCCAAGGCCAGGUGUCCUUCCAGUCUUGGAAUGGAUGACAUCAUUUCCAGCUUCCGGGACGCGAACCUCACAGUGCCGGUGGUGUUGGUGGGGUGCCUAUGGUUCCUGAUGAUGGCAGCUGUGUUUUACGGCUUCUGGAAGAAGAGUCGGAUGAGAACCUACCGUGUGAUCUUCCCAUACAGGUGGCGAGUGGAGCGUUCUCACUGGUGCAGGCUGAGGGCCGUGAGACUCCCGACACGGAAAGUGGAAACGGACUGGUUUUGCGAUCUCAAGGUGGCAGCCCACCCUGAAUCACUUGUCACCGGACAGGGCCCCUGGAGCAAGAAGGAUCAAAGUACUUCAGGGUCCACAGUCCAGACUCUGGAUCAUUUUACCUCCUGUGCCCUUUCCCUCUGUGCCCUUGGCUCCACCUCCAAGCAGGUGGUGAGGGCUAGUGACCACUUUCUGAGAACCAACGACACUGGCCAAGAUUCCCUGGAAUAUUCCCUGAGGAAUGAUGGACCCUGUUUGCGCCACCCCAGGGGGAAGUGGGCAGUGUAA